Messenger RNA from Beta vulgaris subsp. vulgaris (sugar beet), 3115 nucleotides. RefSeq names its product CBL-interacting serine/threonine-protein kinase 21. Lineage: Eukaryota; Viridiplantae; Streptophyta; Magnoliopsida; Caryophyllales; Amaranthaceae. Bases 89 to 1393 code for a protein of 434 amino acids. Gene Ontology annotation, biological process: signal transduction; protein phosphorylation. Gene Ontology annotation, molecular function: ATP binding; protein kinase activity. The transcript has 12 exons. The record is from RefSeq and is a predicted model, not a curated record.
UAUGAGAGCAAGCAAGGAGGAACAAGUAGAAUAAGUUGAGAUUAUUAAGAGCACCAUUACUCACAAUCUUAAAAAAAAUCAUCCCACUAUGGGUUUCGCGACGAAUGUAGGGAAGUAUACACUUGGUCGUACCAUUGGGGAAGGAACUUUUGCCAAGGUUAAGCUUGCUAAAAACAUCAACAAUGGCCAAAUUGUUGCUGUUAAAAUCAUUGACAAAGAGAUGGUUCGCUCUAAUAAUCUUAUGUCUCAGGUGCAAAGAGAAAUCAGUACCAUGAAGCUUUUAGAUCAUCCAAAUAUUGUAAGGAUACAUGAGGUUAUUGGCACAAAGACAAAGAUUUACAUAAUUAUGGAAUAUGUAGCAGGAGGACAGAUUUCUGACAAACUGUAUUAUGCAAACAAGUUAAGUGAGGAGGACGCAAGAAAAUACUUCCAACAGUUGAUUGAUGCAGUUGACUAUUGCCAUGCUAGAGGAGUAUAUCAUAGAGAUUUGAAGCCAGAAAACUUGCUUCUGGAUAACAAAGGAAACCUGAAAGUAUCAGAUUUUGGACUCAGCACGUUACAAAAGCCUGGAGGAUUAUUACAGACAGCUUGUGGUUCUCCAAGCUAUGUUGCACCUGAGCUACUGAAGAAGAAAGGAUACGACGGGGCAGCUGCAGAUAUUUGGGCUUGUGGAGUGAUCUUAUUUGAAAUGCUUGCUGGUUAUCUACCAUUCAGUGACCACAGUCUAUCAGCUUUGUACUCUAAGAUAAGGAGAGCUGAGUAUGAAUCUCCAAAAUGGUUUACACCAAGCCAUAACAAACUUAUUGGACGCUUAUUGCAUCCCAUCCCAAAAAAGCGAAUUACAGUUGCAGAAAUUAUAGAAGAUGAGUGGUUUCAGAGAGAUUAUGCACCUUCUGCAGGAAUUAAGUUCCAAGAAAAGAAUGACACAGAUGAAGAUGUUCAAGCAGUUUUCGAGUCUGAAAGGGAAAGUUCAGAAGAUGAAACCUUCCCUGAAACUCAAGGAUUUAUCAAUGCCUUCCAACUGAUAGCAAUGUCAUAUGAUCUUGAUUUGUCAGCCCUAUUCGAAGAUCAAAAUGACAAGGAGAACAAGAUUAAACUGGGAUCCAAGUACACAUUUCCUGAAACAAUACAGAAGAUAGAAGCAGCUGCAAGGGAUUCAAGUCUUUCUGUUGAAAGGAUGAGUAAUAGCAAGAUGCACAUCAAAUUAAAAUCGAAAUUUCGUUCAUCUUUUAAUCUAUUGAUAGAAGUGCUUGAAGUGGCACCAACAGAUUGCGUUGUGGAAGUAUCAAAAUCUUCUGGAGAAUCAGGAAUAUAUCAGGAGUUCUGCCGCAGUUUAUCUAGUCUGCUAUCAGAAGAAUCAGAUGAAGAUCUGGCAAAAGAUGUCAAGGGAUGAUAGAAUGAUGACAUCAUUAGGACGAAAUAAAAGAUGAAAAGUUUGCUGAAGCCAACAUGAUCCACAGCAACAACGGCAUAGAUUUCAGGAUUAUAGAGAGAACAAUUUUAUGAAUUAUUGUUGAUAAACCCCCCUAUAAUCCAGCGCUCACUACGCUCCGAGUAAUCCGGAUUUGAGCCAGGAUAUGUCCAAUUGGGGGUAAAGCUCUUGCAACAACUUAUGUUGCAUCCCAAACCCGAAACCUCUGCUUAAGAUGAAACAACUCCUUAGCUGUUGAUUCAAGCACUUGCUGGUGAGAAUCAUUAUGGUUUAAGUAGUCAAGUUCUUGAACAAAAGGUAGAUCAUUCAGUAUCGACUAUGUCAAUGUACAUAAUCCGGAAAUGUACCAAAUGCAUAUUAUUGAAAUUGAUUGAAUACUUCAUACAUUGUCAUAAUGGAGUAUAAAAAAAACUAGCCUUCUUCAGGGAGAAAAAAAAGCUAUCGCACAGCAGAAGUCCUUUGACUACUGACUGUGAUUAAUGAAAAGGGAAUGAUUACUGACAUUAUAUGCUAGAAAUAAACAUAUUGAACUCCCAGAAAAAUGACAUCUUAUAGAUUUGCAUCUCAGCAACACCAUGAGUGACGAAGAAGAUCAAACCAGGAAGUUGUUGAUCAUGUGGUAGAUCACAUCUACUCCAUCAGAAUUUAACCAAUAGCUCUUCACCUACAUUUAUUGGAGAGAAAAAAAAGUAACUAUUAUGCACGAUUUCUUAAGGAAAUUAAAGCACUUUACAAAAGCAAAUCUAUACGUUUAUAUUGAGGGCAUUGUGAAGCAAGUAUAUGCGCCACAUAGUACUCUCCCGUUCGCAUCAACACUAUAGAGUAUAGACUUAUCCAGUCAUCAAAUUAAAACUUAUGAUUCUCUUCUCAAAACCAAAUAUUUCUAUACUAUAUGGAAAUACAACUUCAAAAAACUAAGAAUCCACACAUAAUAGUUACAACUUCAAUUUAUGACAGAAAUAUUUCCAUGAAAUAGCCUGAGGCAUACAUAAUAGUUACAACUUCAAUAAGAAGUGGAAGCCCGUGUUUCUGGGCCAUAAACUCAAUUACAUAUUUCAAGACACUACCUUUCUAAAGAAAGAAAGGGAGUAGGAAAGGAUAUAUCAAAGAAGUCAUAUACUCAAACCACGGAAUUGUAUGAACUUCAUUCCUUUUCUCUUUUUUUUCCAUAAACUUGUAGAUAUAUAAAUAAAGAAGAUAAGAUGGGAGCCAAGAAGGGAGGGCAGAUUGGAAUGGGGUUUAGGGGGAACCGAGCAAAUUGCGAAAUACACUCCAAAUGGAGCAAAUAGCAAACACAGUUAUUUUCAGUCACUUGCCUGAAUGGUAUUAUGUGCAAUAUAUCGCUGUCUGCUCUGAUGGAAGCUGACAUCUACACGUUCCCAAGGUACUUGUUUAAGACCUCUGAUCAUCUCCUCUACAAGAGAAAAGAAAAGAAGAAAAUAAGUAAAAAAUUGAAUCUGAUAAAACGUUUGAAUAUAGACUGAAGAAAACUCAUUUUCAUAAUGUGUUAUAAGGUAUCAGACCACAGAAAAUCAGAAUAGCUAGCGAAAUUGCAUCCAGGUAUGAGGAAGUUCAUCAAUACUAGAAUAUCUUUUAAAAUCCUAGGAUAUAUCCAACACAACAAAUUGUCCAAAUUCUCAGCAAAGUAAAUAUUGAAAAAUUUAUUUGCAGGUAAAAACAGAC